ACAGGAAAAAAAUAAGAGACCCCUUUUUGGGGGCGGUAUUGGAGGAAAGGUAUAAAUUGCUUCCCAGUUAAUUUGAUUCACCAUGGUUCUCCCUGGUGACCUGACAGGUCUGCUGCCAACACAAAUCUUUUACUUUAUUUUGACUUUUUUCCCCCUAAUGAGACAAGACUUAGUUAUACUUUAUUUCCACUUAAAAUAUCUGUGACCAAUGAGGGCAGCCCAAUUUCAUAAAAAAAUCAUAACAAAUUGAGAUUAUAGGUAUUAAUUUUGAAAUCAAAUUGUGAUUUGAGGUGUUCCGUGGCCUUUUCAGGCCUUUUCGUGAAUUACUCUGUGGGGGAUUUUCUUGGACCUGAACUUGGCCAGCUUAAUGUCAGAACCAGGUCAUCAUCAUAAAUAGAAGCAGCUGCGGGAAAAAAUAAAUAAAUAAAAUUCUCCCUUCUGGUUGACUCUGCUCUGCAUCCAGUUCAAAGCCAGGGAUGAGUAGGCUCCUCUUUCCACCACCUCAGUCUACACCUGAAAGUUUGUUUCUAUAAAAUGUGACUUGUCUGUUGCCCACCUUCGCAUUCCCGUCUCCUCCUUCCAAGAAGGAUGUGAGGCUCAGCGUUGAUGCACACGAAGAGACUUUUGGCAUCGCCCAGGCUAAUUUCAUCACUUCAAGGAGAAAAUGAUGCCUGCUUCCAAUUUCUAACACUCUCAUCGUUUCCCCUUCAUUUCAUUCUUUUGCAUUUUCCGGACAGUGCUGCAGUCUGCAAGCCUGCAAAAUAUAUUGCACUGGCUACCUGGGAAAUGUAAUCCCUUCCUGCAACCUGCCUUUCCCUUCUUCCUGACAAAGCGCUUUUUAGUGUUUCAGUGUUCACAGAAGAGGCAAAGGUUCUCUCCCCCAACCCUUAUUCUGCCCUGGGUUCCCUGCACAGUGCAGUGGUUGGGGGCUGGUGAGAAUGGAGUUUUGCAUUUGUAAGUUUGUCAUUCAGGCACAUUAGUUAAUUGAUCAUACUUGGGAGGUUUCAUCCUUAAUUGCAAAUUCCCACACCAUCACAAAACAUACACUUGAACUGAUCAUAAAAAUGGCAAAACCCCAAUAUCAGACUUAAGUGUAGAAUUGCCAUAGUGCUGAUUUGAUUAUGCUUCAGUGACAUCUGUUUAAUAGAUUUCCACAAGAACUGUAAAUCCACAUUUACUUCCUUUGCAAAUUGUAUUUGAAUGCUGAGCAACCACAGCCCUCUAGCCUCUUCCCCUCCCUAGCCAUGUAUGUGCUAAACCCCCAUUCCUGUUGAGUGUGACUUGAUAUAUAAGUGGGAAGGGGACACAAUGCUGAGUUUUACACAUUUACCUCCUAUUUCCUUUUGUGUGUGGAUAUGUCUGUGUGCAUGUUUGAAACAGAUCUGAACAGCUUCCCAUUUCAACUCCAUAGAUACGUGACUCUCCAAGUGCUUUAUUUUGAAAACCAGGACGUAGCACUUUGCAGAAGAAAAAUCAGUCCACUUGCUAUUAUUUAUGUGAUCGCUGAUCUGCUAGAUGGAUAUAGAAAGCACCAAGAAUUAUAAUAAUUUAUGGAGUGGAGCACUGGUUUACAAACAUAUUUCUCUGCCCGAGCUUUGUGUGUUUCUUUGCGUCUCGGGGCUCGUUCUGUGCAAUGGGAACGGAGAAUAUUCAGAGUUUGAAGACAAGCCCGGCGAGCCGACUGCAUUCAUAGCUAAAAUUAAAGGAAUAAGUGAGCAGCUAUUUGUGGCAGACAGGACAUGAUCCAUCUGUUUCCAGGUCUGGCGGGGGGCCGGGCUGCGGUGGCGGCAGCGGUGGGAGAUGCCGGGGCGGCCAGCGGAGGUCCAUGUGGCGCUCUAGGUGGGAUGCCGGCGUCCUGAAGGCGGAGGCCCUGGCCCUCCUCCCCUGCGGCCUGGGCAUGGCAUUCUCCCAGUCCCACGUGAUGGCCGCUCGGCGGCACCAGCACAGCCGGCUCAUCAUCGAGGUGGACGAGUACAGCUCCAACCCCACCCAGGCCUUCACCUUCUACAACAUCAACCAGGGCCGCUUCCAGCCACCGCAUGUGCAGAUGGUGGACCCGGUGCCUCACGAUGCCCCCAAACCUCCAGGCUACACCCGCUUCGUCUGCGUCUCUGAUACCCACUCGAGGACGGACCCCAUCCAGAUGCCGUACGGCGACGUGCUGAUCCACGCUGGGGACUUCACUGAGCUGGGGCUCCCGAGCGAGGUGAAGAAGUUCAACGAGUGGCUGGGCAGCCUGCCCUACGAGUACAAGAUCGUGAUCGCAGGCAACCACGAGCUGACCUUUGACCAGGAGUUCAUGGCCGACCUCAUCAAGCAGGACUUUUACUACUUCCCAUCUGUGUCGAAGCUGAAGCCGGAGAACUAUGAGAAUGUGCAGUCGCUGCUGACCAACUGCAUCUACCUUCAGGACUCGGAGGUCACCGUGCGGGGCUUCCGGAUCUAUGGCUCCCCAUGGCAGCCCUGGUUCUACGGCUGGGGCUUCAACCUCCCGCGAGGCCAAGCCCUGCUGGAGAAAUGGAACCUCAUUCCCGAAGGUGUAGACAUCCUGAUAACCCAUGGACCACCACUGGGCUUCCUGGACUGGGUCCCCAAGAAGAUGCAGCGGGUGGGCUGUGUGGAGCUGCUCAACACGGUGCAGAGGCGCGUCCAGCCACGGUUACAUGUCUUUGGCCACAUCCACGAAGGGUAUGGUGUCAUGGCAGAUGGGACGACCACCUAUGUGAAUGCGUCCGUAUGCACUGUGAACUACCAGCCCGUGAACCCACCCAUAGUCAUCGACCUCCCCACACCCCGGAACUCCUGACUGCUCCCCACUGCCCCUGCCCUGCCCGCCCGUGUCAGCUCCACAGGCCUGGCCCGGCCACUGUUCCUUCCAUGCUGAGUUGCCUGGACGACCCAUCUGGCUGCGGGGACUGGCCUAGCAGGCAGGUCAGGGCCUUGGAACGACUCUUUAGCCUUCUGUCACCUGGAGUUGGGACCCUGCGCAUCCCCAUCAGGGGUUCUGUGCUCAUUUACUUUUUCUGCGUGUACAUCCUGCGUGUACCUCGUUAAAGGACCUACUAAGCUCAUGGCCCUGUCAUGUUUGGGAAAUGACUAAAUCUUCAUUCUUCUCCCUUGGACGCCCUCCUGGUUUGGGAAGCUGCUGCUCUUGAAUGGGUUUUGGAAGUUACACAAAAUCUCCCUCUAACCACGGGUCUGUGUGGCGGCAUGCCCCUGGGUGGGAGGAUUCGUGAGCUGCACACAGACAGUCCCUUGCUCUCCUCCCAAGUGAGGGAGGAGACAGGCCCAAGGCGGAGGCCCUCCGAGGGAGCAUUUAGGGACAUCUCAGGAAUUCAGACCGCACCUGGCCAGGCCCACAGCUGUUUGCCUGGCAUUGUUCCCCCCUUUUUCUUCCCAUAGGCAUUUUUGUUGACUUGAACAAUGACCUGAGUGUCCUAGGCAUUCACUCGGAGCCUGGAUGAUGGGGGCUGGUUCUACAGAAUGAGCCACUGGCAUUCGUGCCCAGGACCAGCGAGAGGGUUCCCAGUCAUGGGGGGAUGAUGACCCUUGGUCCCACGGGGAACACACUGCUCUGUAGAAUGCGGUAGCCUGGAUGGAGGGUCUGCAGGCUUCGGCUGCAGCAGGCCUGCCAUGGGUGUGAACCCAUGUCCAGGCACGCACCGACACACAUGCACGCACACACCCCUCUUAAUUGAACCAAGUGGGUCCUGUGUUUCUCUUUUCUGCCCCGCAGUGAGGUUCUGUUCCUUGGUGUGGCUUCCCUUGCACCGUUAGGAUUCUGUCUGGCGUGCCUGCAGCCGAGGAAGCCCAGGACCAGCCGGCCCUGUGAAUGGGAGGGUGGCACAGGGACCGAGCGGGCCCCAGGCUCUGGCAGCCCCACCUUGGACAGCUUCUUUUUCUUCUUUGAAUUAGGACUGGAGGGGGUGGGGCCAGGGCGGUGGUGGGAACCGGUAGGGCCUAGAUGAGGGGCAGGCAGUCAGGCAGAAAUGGGCAAGUUCAGGGUCAGAUUCUGUCGUUAUUUAAUAUUUUGUUCAUCAUGGACUUUUUCUGCAUUUAUUUUGAUUUUUAACAUUGCAUUAAAGUAGUAUUAUUUGUCCUGAUUGGUGACUUUUUUUGCACCCCCUUUACGUUGUACAUCUGAGAGAAGGGUGUCACUCCCUCACCCAGGUCCCAGCCCUGGGAACCAGCCUACCGUGAGCCCUUUUGCAGAUAUAGACUCAUUUCAUCCUCAGAUGGUCCUUCAAGGUAGGUACUUUAGUCCCAUUUUAGAGAUGAGACGAUUGAGGCCAGAGGGGUGUGGUAACUUGCCUGGGGGCUCACAGCACAAAAGGAGCGGAGGCAGGAUCUGACCCUUGUUCUCUGGCCUCACUGCCCUCACUUUGCCAUGACCCGAAGUUAUGUCCCUACAAAGCAAUGCAUGGUCCGAGGCUCUUUUUAUUGUAUUUUUAUUUUUAAGGGUCCUGUUCAAAACUGGUGUGAGCUCUGAGGAGUCCUGAACCCUGGGUGCAGCAUCCUAGCAUCCUGGGAGUCCUUUUCUGCCCACACUGAGCUGGGCUCCUCGAGGGGUGGGGCUGCUGUCCCUGGAAGCCUGGCAGCAGCACUGUAUCGGGUUGGCUGAAGCUGAGCGCCGUGGGGUGCAGGGCUCCAGGAAUCCCGUUUGGCUGAAGGGGUUCCUGUAGCCAGGGAUGUUUAUGAGGUCUCUCUGAUGCCCCAGGCGCAGGACAUGUGUGCGGGUGGAGAAAAGCAGGCCCUUUCAGUGCCAGCUCCACUCAAUUUCUAUGUGGACCAAGAACGAUAAACUUAAAAAAAAUUUUUCCUAAGGUAUCUUCAGAAUAUGGUGUAUUUUUAUGUGGAAAAGAAAAGUUAUGAAGGCAGCUAUUACUUUAAGAGAAAAUUCAUUAAAAGUCCUCGAGGUAUGAAGAUGACGGCGUGCUUCUCAAUCAUUUUGGCAUAACUUGAUUGUGGCUGUAAUUUUUUUUUUUUUUUUUUUGUCAAGCAUGUCAGACAAUAAAGUCUUUGUAAAAAGAGAA
Molecule: messenger RNA, 5033 nt
Organism: Pan troglodytes (chimpanzee)
Lineage: Eukaryota; Metazoa; Chordata; Mammalia; Primates; Hominidae
Gene: MPPED1
Product: metallophosphoesterase domain containing 1
Exons: 7
Coding region: 1826-2806 (326 amino acids)
Molecular function (GO): hydrolase activity
Source: RefSeq, a predicted model, not a curated record